Ooceraea biroi (clonal raider ant) is the source of this 3057-nucleotide messenger RNA. RefSeq names its product aromatic-L-amino-acid decarboxylase. The record is from RefSeq and is a predicted model, not a curated record. Lineage: Eukaryota; Metazoa; Arthropoda; Insecta; Hymenoptera; Formicidae. Gene Ontology annotation, cellular component: cytoplasm. Gene Ontology annotation, biological process: amino acid metabolic process; catecholamine metabolic process; carboxylic acid metabolic process. Gene Ontology annotation, molecular function: aromatic-L-amino-acid decarboxylase activity; pyridoxal phosphate binding.
UCUAUAUAAAUACAGUAAUUGAAUAAAUAUCUCGGUAUAUAACAAAGACGAUUGUACAAACGAUACCAAGCAAGGUUGCGUUCUUGGUAAAAAAAGUGACGUUAAAAAAAACAUUGCCAUUAAGUCACAAGAAUGUUAUAUUUUCUUGAAAAACAAUUUCGCAAUGCGCGCAAUCGGUUGGGGAUAUACGUAUAAAAUAGAGAAUAGCAAACAGUUUUUCGUAGUGAAACGAAUUUUCAUCCACUGUGCUUUUACGGUGAUUUGCUCGUAUAGCAUUGUAAAGAAGAAAAGAGCAAAGAUUAACGAUUCGCUUGCGAUUUGGUAACCAGACGACUUGUUGCCCAGAUCAAUGACUGUCUGCCAGAUAUAUAGAUACUCUUUAAUUGAAAGAUUAAGAUUCUGCCAACUUUUUAAAAUUAAAUAAAUACCUUAAACAAUCAAUAUCUCUUCAAGGUAGGUUUACUGCUUCAGUGGAAUUCUCAGCGACAUAACGGCACAGUUAUAUAAAUCGAUCUACAAUACAGUGUUUAAGUUUUUGCAAGAAUUGUGCUCUCGGUUUUAGCAUUGCGAGACGGAAAGUAGUAAUUCAAUUCACUUUGUUUCUGGGCUGUAGAUUUCGAUCGCAAUAGAUCUGUUUCAUUUUACGCUUUUACAAAGCGAUUGUGCAUGAUUCUUUAAUCCAGAAGAUAUGGACACCUCGGAGUUUACGGAUUUUGCGAAAGCAGUUAUCGACUUCGUCGCUGAUUACGUCGACAAUAUAAGGGACAGAAACGUCCUGCCCGAUGUCGAGCCGGGUUAUCUUAUCAAAGCUUUGCCAAAGGAAAUGCCCGAAAAAUCGGAAAAAUGGCAAGAAAUAAUGAAGGAUAUCGAGCAAUACAUUAUGCCAGGGAUCACGCAUUGGAACUCGCCAUUUUUCCAUGCAUAUUUUCCAACGGGUAACUCUCUACCCUCUCUUGUGGCCGAUAUUAUGAGUAGUGCAAUUGGAGCUGUAGGGUUUUCGUGGAUAACAUCGCCAGCCUACACCGAACUCGAAAUGGUCAUGUGCGAUUGGCUUGCACGGCUAUUACAUUUACCGGAAGACUUCUUAUUUUGCAAAAAUGAGAAUGGCGGAGGAAUCAUACAAGGGUCGGCAAGUGAAUGUACAUUUGUGUGUCUGUUGGCUGCGAAAGAUUACGCAACCCGACGAGUGAAAAAUCUUUAUCCAGAACUGGACGAGGAUCAGAUUAAGUCCAAAUUGGUGGCAUAUACCUCCAAUCAAUCGAAUUCUUCGGUGGAGAAGGCUGGGCUUUUAGGAUCGGUACCGAUGAGAUUAUUGUCGGUGAACGACAAGCAUUCUCUGCGCGGAGAAACCUUGAAGAAAGCGAUCGAGGAAGAUUUGGAGAAAGGCCUGAUCCCAUGCUACGUCGUCGCGACUUUGGGUACUACUAAUAUUUGCGCUUUCGACAAUCUCGAGGAAUUAGGGCCUAUAUGUAAAAAGUACAAUGUGUGGUUGCACGUCGAUGCUGCUUAUGCGGGCGGAUCAUUCGUCUGUCCGGAAUAUCGUUAUUUAUUAGCCGGCGUUGAGUAUGUGGACUCAUUUAAUGUGAACGCACAUAAGUGGCUUCUCAUCAACUUCGAUGCCUCGAUAAUGUGGGUGAAAGACUCAAGACGACUUAUAGAAGCAUUCAGCGUUAGCAGAACCUAUCUUCCUCCUGAUAAGAAAAUCGUAGCCGAUUAUAGACAUUGGCAGAUCUCGUUGGGUCGACGUUUCCGUUCAUUGAAGAUGUGGUUUGUUUUCCGCAUUUAUGGCGCGGAAGGACUUCAACGGCACAUUCGUCACACAAUAAGAUUGGCGCAUGUCUUCGAGGAGUACGUCAGAUCGGACGAUAGAUUCGAGAUAGUCGCCGAAGUCUGCAUGGCUAUCGUUUGUUUCCGUCUCAAAGGUGAUGAGAGUUUGACAAAGAAGCUGCUGGAUCGUCUGCAGGCUAGAAGACGGAUUUAUCUGGUCGCUGGAUCGUAUGAGAACAAGGUUAUCGCCAGAUUCGUCAUUUGCAGCAGAUUAUGCACGGAAGAGGACAUCGCUGUCUCGUGGAACGAGAUAAACAGCCAGACAACAGAAAUUUUGCAAGAGGAAUUAUGUAAAGAGAAGAUCCAUGAUGCUACAAAAUUGCCGAACGAUAUCGCGACGCGAAUAGCGGAUCUUAAUCUAAAUACAAAGGAAAUUUCACAAAAAAUAUCAUAAUUUGUUGUAUUUGCAAUAAAAUUUGCACGCUAGACUUGCACUUCUUUGCAUUAUCAUAUAUUUGCUUACGCAUUCGCAUUUUAUAUAUAGAUUCCAGAAUUAUGUAUGUAGGUGUAUAUAUCUUAGAAUUGGACUUACAAAUAAAUCUUCAUUAUAAAAUACGUUAUAUGCACGUAAAACUAUGAGAAAUAAUUUUACAACGUAAAAAAAUAAGCUUAAUUAUGUUAAGAAAUGAUAAUAUUAUGUGUAGUUAAAUAAAUUAUUACGGUAUACGCAUGAAAACACAUGUUCGGCGUUUUUACCUACUAUUGUUGAAUCGUAUUUUAGCGAUAAGAUAACAACAUUUUAAAAUAUGCUCAUCAGAAUUAAAAUUAUUAAAAUUAAUAAUAAUAAUAAUUAUUAUUAUUAUUACUGUUACAUUAGUGAACGUCGACGUUCUUGAUUCUAACAUCAGAUAGUAGGAAAUGAUAACUGGGCAACAGUAGACGGUCAGAAUAAUCGAAAUUCUUUGUUUGCGAAUGACAUGUCUCUCUCGUGGCAAUCCGCCUUUGUAUGUCUAAAUUUACGAGGAUUAGAUAUUAUCUUUUUAUGAUAAAUCUACUAGUUUCAACAGUUUUCAUCCAAUGAGAUGAUCCUUUCGAGAUCCAGGGUGUCAUCCUGGAGGCUACAGCGGUUUCUCAUAAGGUAUGAGACAUUAUAAGACGUAUCGUCAAUCGACAUGUCAAGUAAAAUCACAUUUGCUUCUUUCGAAAAUCGCGAAAUUUUUUGCACUUCUUAAUAAUUCUUCUUAAUAAAUUUUGUAGUAUUAAUUUUGUGAUUAAUAAAAGUCUGUGAAA